CAGCUAUGAGUGAUCCACCUGAGAAACGCUUUCGUCCCGAUGGGAGAAAAAUUUUGCAUCCAAAAACUGUUCUUCGUCGGACAGAAGAUUUAAAUUCUGCAUUGGACUUAGAAUUAAGUCUCUUGGAGGAAAUCUCCAAUGCGAUGAUGGACGCAGGCACAUUGGAAUCCGCAUACACAGACGAAGAUCAGAAAAUGAGUCUCGUGUAUCAAUCAAUGGAUGAAGAAGAUGAUCUCAUUAAUCCGUGCUCUGAGCCCAGUUUAAUAGAGGAAUGCCAGCCAGCCUAUUCAUUAAAAAAAACCAGAGUAUGAAUAGAAUUUCUUUUUCCUAAUACAGAAACUUCUUCCUAGUACAAAAAACACAUACAAAUUUAUUUGCAUGUGCGGGGACCGGGUGGCACUUGAAAGAUUUUAAUACUUUUAUUCUUAUUUGUAGUGAAAAUUCUCAGAGAUAAAAAAAAUUUGUUAGUGCAUCGAAAUUAGCUGUG
Molecule: messenger RNA, 487 nt
Organism: Belonocnema kinseyi
Lineage: Eukaryota; Metazoa; Arthropoda; Insecta; Hymenoptera; Cynipidae
Exons: 2
Coding region: 6-311 (101 amino acids)
Source: RefSeq, a predicted model, not a curated record